AUGGCACCGCGCCCGCAAGACUGCAAUCCGGUGACAUGGGUCGAACACGACGGGCGUGCUUCGCCGUCUAGAAGCCUCAACACGGGGAAUCUGGCCGAGGAAAACGUCUUCGACGACGAUGACGAGGAAGACGGCGGCUUUGAUGAAGAGUCAGGACGACCGAUGCUGCCCCACGGCGAGCGGAGGAGAUCCUCGGUUAGUCACCGUCUUGCGGCCAUGGCAGACAUUGGCGGCGUCAACAGUUUCCGGUCCUUUGCGCGGAGCUGGCAGCGUGCGGCCGAAUUUGCCGAAGUGAUUCCCCGACGACCGAGCAUCGUUUACAAUGACGCCGCCGAAGACGACGCCACAGAUGAAGAAGCGAUAUGUUAUGGUCGCAGCCCCAUCGAGGCGAUUCCCACUGGUCACUCUAGCUUGCUCUCACAGCAUCUCGACGGAGCAGCAACGUCCGCGACGACGGCACAGGAGCCCGAUGGAAACGCCGGACCUGCGCAAGUCGACUUUCGCAUCCGCGAGGGGAAGCUCCUGGAUGUUGAGACGGCGGCCGGCGCACUCCUAGGCGACUCGUCCUCGAGCCGAUCGAGCAUCUUUGCGGUGCCGCACCUCUCGUCGGCGUCCGUUGUGGGGAGCUACGGCUCGUACCGCAGCGGGCAGUACGGCACCAUGAGCUCAGGCGUGCUGCGGCCGCGCGCGUCUAUCCUCCACGAGCGCCGCCGGUCGAGCGCCGCCGCGGCCGCCGCCGCCGCGAGUGAUGAUCCGGCGUUUGGCGAGGAGAAUCCCAUUCUGGUCAAGGAAGUGCGGCAGGGCGACAAGGUGGUGCUCACCGUCGACGGGCAGAGCACACUGCCGCAGUCGACAUUCAAUGCCAUCAACGCCAUCAUCGGCGUCGGCAUGCUAAGCCUACCGCUGGCAUUUCGCCUGAGCGGCUGGGUCCUCGGGCUCGGCAUCCUGACGGUGACGGCGGCCGUGACGGCACACACGGCGGAGGUGCUGGCGCGGUGCAUGCGCCGCGACGCCACCCUCAUCACCUACUCGGACCUAGCGUACGUGUCGUUUGGCACGCGCGCGCGCGUCGUCGUUUCGGUACUCUUUACGCUCGAGCUGCUAGCCGCCUGCGUGGCGCUUGUCAUUUUGUUUGCCGACUCGCUGCACCUGCUUUUUCCGGACCUCGGCGACGCGACGACGUGGAAGUGCGUCUGCGCUGCGCUGGUCCUGGUGCUGAAUAUGCUGCCGCUGCGACUGUUGAGCUAUACCAGUGUCGUGGGCAUCUUUUCUACGUUUUGCAUUGUAUGUGUGGUCAUUAUCGAUGGCACCAUUAAAAAAGAAACGCCGGGCUCGCUCUGGGAGCCUGCCACUACCCACCUUUGGCCGUCGAAUUGGCUGGCCCUGCCUCUGGCGUAUGGGUUAAUGGCCAGUCCUUGGGGCGCUCACUCUGUGUUCCCUUCGAUAUAUCGGGAUAUGAGGCAUCCGCAUAAAUGGGGCAAAGCUGUCCGGGUCACAUUCUCAUUUUCUUACGUCUUGGAUACUUGUCUAGCCGUGGUUGGUAUUCUGAUGUUUGGAGACGGCAUCCGCGAGGCCAUCACCUCCAACAUCCUCCGCACCAAAGGCUUUCCGCCGGGCCUCACUGCCUUGAUGUGCGUCUGCGUCGCCGUCAUCCCGCUCACCAAGAUUCCGCUCAGCGCGCGGCCGCUCAUCACCACGGCCGACGUCAUAUUUGGCCUCCACUUCGAACAGCAGCAGCAGCAGCAGCAUGCCGACGGCGUCGGUGGCGGCAGCGGCGACGUCGGUCGUCGCUGGGUGCGCAAUCUCCAGCGUGCCGGUGUGCGCGUCGGUGUCGUUCUCGUGUUGCUCGCCAUCUCCAUUGUCUUUCCCGCAUUUGAUUCGGUAUGUGCAUUUCUCGGCGCGGCCCUUUGCACCCUCAUAUCCAUCAUCUUGCCGAUUGCAUUUUAUUUGAAACUGUUUCGGGACGAAAUUUCACGUGCCGAGUGCAUCAUUUCUUGGGUCAUUAUUGUUGUUUUUUCUAUUCUUGGCUUGGUUGGCACGGUUUGCACGAUUCUGCCCAAGAGCAUGGUAGGCGCCUAG
This is a messenger RNA of Cordyceps militaris CM01, 2079 nucleotides long. RefSeq names its product transporter, putative. NCBI's taxonomy places the organism in Eukaryota, Fungi, Ascomycota, Sordariomycetes, Hypocreales, Cordycipitaceae. Gene Ontology annotation, biological process: amino acid transmembrane transport. The coding region runs from base 1 to 2079 and encodes 692 amino acids. The record is from RefSeq and is a predicted model, not a curated record. Gene Ontology annotation, cellular component: vacuolar membrane. Gene Ontology annotation, molecular function: amino acid transmembrane transporter activity. The transcript has 5 exons.